Cotesia glomerata is the source of this 3125-nucleotide messenger RNA. RefSeq names its product bestrophin homolog 15 (gene Best2). The transcript has 10 exons. The record is from RefSeq and is a predicted model, not a curated record. Gene Ontology annotation, molecular function: chloride channel activity. The coding region runs from base 384 to 2948 and encodes 854 amino acids. NCBI's taxonomy places the organism in Eukaryota, Metazoa, Arthropoda, Insecta, Hymenoptera, Braconidae.
UUUAUCAUGCAGUCAGUGGAGCUCAGUCAGUAGACUGUAGUCAGUAACACACCUCAGUCAUCUGGUUUUAGUGAUUCGCGGGUAGUCGUAAGUGUUUAGUCUCAAGCUUGAUCGGGUUACUUUUGUUACAAAUGACAAUAAACUACCGUGGAAUUAACGUCCAUCUUCACUGUCAACGCCACCUAUUUCUGCUAAAAUCAGGACUUGUAAAUCGGGACUUUGGUGCAAAGUCCUGAUAAAAAUCAGUGUUAUAUGCCCGUUAUUGAUUUUUCCCGGUUUAAAUCGUUAAAUCGUCGUUAUUUAAGUUGAUAAUUGUUUUAAACAGACAACGGUUUGUUUAGUGCGAGAGGAAGGGGUGCGUCGCUAGAUCGUUCGACCGGGAAAUGACUAUAUCCUAUGCUAGCGAAGUACCAAACGGAUCCAGCUUUGGCUGUUUCUGGAGAAUACUCCGCAAAUGGCGAGGGUCUGUGUACAAGUUGAUAUGGCGAGAAUUAUUGGUUUACCUCUUUCUCUACUACCUGAUAAAUUUGACCUACCGAUAUGUACUAAACGAGGAACAACAGAGGAUUUUCGAAAAGGUACGUUACUAUUUCGGCAACUCGAGCGAGUCAAUUCCUAUGUCCUUUGUCCUGGGAUUCUACGUGAGUCUCGUUGUCAAACGAUGGUGGGACCAAUACAAACUUCUCCCUUGGCCGGACAACCUGGCUCUCUUUAUCAGUGCCGCCAUUCCUGGAAAUGACGAGAGAGGACGAUUAAUGAGGCGUAACAUCGUACGAUACGCAGUCCUUGCUUACGUUAUCACACUCCAAAGAAUCUCAUUGAGAGUCAAAAGGCGUUUUCCAACUCUUCAACACAUCGUAGACGUAGGUCUAAUGAUGGAGUCAGAGAAGAAAAUAUUUGAAAUGAUGAAUAAAAAAGCAGCGAUGUCGAAGUACUGGAUGCCCUUGGUCUGGGCGACCAACAUAAUAAAUCGCGCGAGAAAAGAGGCUCUAAUAACGAGUGAUCACGUUGUUCAGACGCUUCUGGUGGAACUGAGUGACAUCAGGAAACGUCUUGGUGCUCUCAUUGGUUAUGACACUGUCUGCGUUCCUCUAGUUUACACUCAGGUAGUAACAUUGUCCUUGUAUGCGUACUUUUUCUCAGCGCUACUGGGCCGUCAGUUUGUCGUUCAUUCUGUGGGAGCUGGAAAGUACGAGGAGCCGGACAUGUAUUUCCCCGUCUUCACGACACUCCAGUUUUGCUUCUACGUGGGAUGGCUUAAGGUUGCCGAGGUGCUCAUUAAUCCGUUUGGAGAGGACGAUGAUGAUAUUGAACUUAACUGGCUCAUUGACCGUCAUAUUAAGGCUAGCUAUAUGAUUGUCGACGAAAUGCAUGAAGAGCAUCCAGAGCUCCUGAAAGACCAGUACUGGGACGAGGUAGUGCCAAAAGAUUUGCCAUACACUGUCGCAAGUGAACAAUACCGUCGCGAAGAGCCAAAAGGCUCAGCAGAGCACUACAAAAUAAAAGAGAGCGAUGCCUUGUACGCAAAUGUUAUGCUGGGAUCGCAGAUGCACAGCGUAAACCAGCACAGAAAAGUUCAUCAGGAUGACGUGUAUGCCGAUUAUGAGAGUGUCGAUACGCCUUUGGUUGAAAGGAGGAAAAAUUGGCUCCAACGUCAGAUCAAUCGCAUGGGCUCUGUUAGAAGUUCCUCUACUACCUACAGCAGCAACGGAGGCUUCUUUACACGCAAUCGACACAAUAGUGUCUACAGCAGUCCAGAAAAUGGAGUUUUACCUCAAAUUCACUCUAAUUCUAAUAACAAGCCCUCGUUUUAUGAUAGAAUGGUUGGAAGAAAGAGCAUGAGAAGCCAGCGGAUGAGUCGACAAGGAACAAUGACAAAACUAAAUUCAGUCCCAGUAUCUUUGAAAAAUCGACCAAGAAUCCCAACACCGGAUGUGACAAAGGAAGUUGUAGAUCGCGAACAACGACUAGCUUUAUCUGCUAAUAACACAGCGAACAUCGGAGCAGGAGUAGUGGGAGUAAUCCCCGCGAAUGGAACAUAUUCAUCAGACGUCCCGACAGUGGUUCACGUUGUUCUAUCUCCAAUCGCAGAGACAGAAAACAAUCAAGCAUCAGGAAAAGGCGGAACUGCUGCUCUAGCCCAAGCAGUUUUGUCUCCAACGCUAACUUCUGCUGGAAUAGUAACUCCAGUGACUCUAACACCUGUCACGAUGAGCCAGUUGACCCAGCUGGGGAUAGUGACAACCGCAUCUUCGCCAAUGCCGCGAAUCAACAACAUCCAGACGCUCAGCAAUAAUUCUCUCGAAGAGAGAACAACAUUGACAGAAGUAAACAGCAUCGAGGAGGAAGAAAGGUCCACCGAAGGAAGUAGCAUAAAUUCUCAGAGCACGGCGACCACCGUCGAGCAGCAAAAUGACGAAGACUCUGAACUAGAUGAGGAUGAGAACGAUCGCUCGACCCCGAUGAUUGGCGAGCGUCAAAGUCCCUCUGGUGGGAGCCACGGAAGCACUCCGACUUUUGACUCCUACAACGAACGCUCGGCCAUUCUGAUGAGCCCGGACAAGCUCGGUGGGUACAUUGUCAACCCGGUAUCAGAGAUUCAGCAGAAACAGAGUAAUUUAGAUGCUCGAGGCAGACGAUCUACUUCUCUGCCUUGUCCUCCAGCCAGUAUGCUACGUGAUGAUCGCAGUAAUUCGUUACCUCACUCGCCUGCGAUUCCUGCUGUAAAUAAACACGUUAAUCCGGUGAUAGGUGGGUUGAAUUCCCUCAAUUUGGACGGCAGGCAAAGGACGGGGAGUGUUGGCAGAGAUCUCACGAGGUCUAGAAUUCACGAGCCUCAUCGACGCAUCAGCACACCUGCUAGUACCAAUUCUAAUAUAUUAGCUGCUAAUAGUAAUGUUACAAGACAGAAUUUGCCUGAUAAUAAUCGCGAUGAAGUAUAUGUUUGAUUUAUUUUAAUUUACAUACUCAGAAUAAGUGAAGGUGACAUUUUAGGUUUUGAAUUUGAGUCAGUGUCUGUUAGGUUAAUGUAAAUAUUAUUUAUCAAUUUUGUUUUAUUGAUUUUAACGCAGUGUCAUGAUAUUUUUAUUGUGAUACGGCCGAGGAUAAUUGAAUUAUAUUUUAUU